Puntigrus tetrazona (Sumatra barb) is the source of this 392-nucleotide messenger RNA. RefSeq names its product zinc finger E-box-binding homeobox 2-like. Bases 87 to 392 code for a protein of 101 amino acids. The transcript is spliced from 3 exons. The record is from RefSeq and is a predicted model, not a curated record. Lineage: Eukaryota; Metazoa; Chordata; Actinopteri; Cypriniformes; Cyprinidae.
CGUUCAGAUGUUCCUGCCAAAUACUAUGCAGCAACUCCGUUCUCUGACUGUUCGACCUUCUUUCCCAGCGAAUCCUGCAGGAAUUCAUGACUGGAGAGGUCACACAAGUGUUGGACUUUGAGAACGUUGUAGAAACUGGAUCAGAGACGGAAGAAGAGGAUAGGCUUCUGGUGUCGGAGGAGGACGGCUUGCUCAAUGGGGCGGGGAGUCCAGUCAGCCUCGUCAAUCAUGAGUCCGUGGCUCCGCCCUCUCCGACCCUGGGUCACACGCUGCUGAGGAAGACUGUGGAUGAUGAAGAUGAUAUGAAGGACAGUGGAAUAGAGAACGUCUGGCAUGAAAACGAUUUGCUGAGUGCAUCAGUCGAUGGUACCGACAUGCGCAUCUUCUCUUAG